CCGUUAGGCCGAAUGGGGAACGAUGAAUUGAGUCCACCAUGGCUAAUACCAAUGCUGAGAGCAAGUUACUUCAUUCCCUGCUCCAUUCAUGGAGAUUCCCAUAAAAGCGAAUGCAACAUGUUCUGUUUGGAUUGCAUGGGAAAUGCUCUAUGUUCUUACUGUUUGAUCGAUCACAAAGAUCACCGCGUCGUUCAGAUAAGACGGUCCUCGUACCACAACGUGGUGAGGGUUAUUGAGAUUCAGAAGUACAUCGACAUAUCUUGUGUUCAGACCUACGUUAUCAACAGCGCAAAGAUUGUAUUCCUGAAUGAGCGGCCGCAGCCUAGGCCUGGGAAGGGUGUCACAAAUACAUGUGAGAUUUGUUGCAGAAGUCUCCUUGAUUCCUUCAGAUUUUGCUCCUUGGGUUGCAAGCUUGGGGCAAUGAAGCGUGGUGAACCAGAGCUCACGUUUACGCUGAGAGUGAAGCACAACAGGGAUUCCUUCAAUGGUGGGUCAGAAUCAGAGGAGUCGACAACCCCAAAGAAGAUUCGGAAGAAGCAUACCUUCAGCCGCAUGAUGAUGAUGGAUAGCCCUGCAAUUUCAGCCGCUGCUCACUUCUAUUAUGGAGGAGAGAGGUCUUCUUGCUCGGGAGAUGAGUCCACUACAACCAUAUCUCCGGCAACUCCUCCCAUUUUCAACCACAGCAAUGCCGGGAGAAGAAAGGGUAUUCCCCAUCGAGCCCCACCAUUUUGA
This is a messenger RNA of Juglans microcarpa x Juglans regia, 732 nucleotides long. Its product is annotated as protein RGF1 INDUCIBLE TRANSCRIPTION FACTOR 1-like. NCBI's taxonomy places the organism in Eukaryota, Viridiplantae, Streptophyta, Magnoliopsida, Fagales, Juglandaceae. Bases 13 to 732 code for a protein of 239 amino acids. The record is from RefSeq and is a predicted model, not a curated record. The transcript has 3 exons.